AUGUAAACUCAGUAAGUGAUGAGUUUGCGAAAACUUUUUCCUCAUCCCCGUUUUCGCUCAUCUAAGUGAAAAUCCUAGCUCCGCCCAAACAGCUAAAAUAAUGCACUGUUCCAAAACUCUGCUAUAUUUUCUCUCCAUAAUCUGGUUUCUAAUUCCCGAAACAAAAGCACUAAACUUCAACCUGACCAACAUAGGCCCUGAAAAUCAAAACGUCGACAUAACAGUAUUCUUAGCUGCCUACAUAUCAUACCAAGGCCUCCAAGUCACGUCCGAUGUCAAAAAUUCGCAGCAAUCAGCUGGUAAAGCCACUUACAUCCACCCCCUUCACCUUUGGGAUAAUUCCACUGGAAAUCUAACAGAUUUCUAUACCCAUUUCGUUUUUGUCGUUGACUCGGACGGGCAAACUGAUUUCGCCGAUGGAAUUACCUUCUUUCUUGCACCAAAUGGGUCGAAUUCCUGGGGUGGUGAAGCAAUAGGCCUACCAGUUGAUGGAGGAAACCUUACUAGCCCUUUCGUUGCAGUGGAGUUUGAUACGUUUCAGAAUUCUGGUGUGGACCCAGUCGAUAUCAAUCCUGUUACUCAUGUAGGUAUCGAUGUCAAUUCUAUUAUAUCAAAUGUUACUGCUAUUUGGUACUGUAAUGUAACUAAUGGGACUGAGAAUGAGGCUUGGAUAAGGUAUGAUUCAAGUUCAUUCAAUUUAAGCGUAGUUUUUACUAGUUCUACAAAUACUACCAGAGUGCAAGAUACCAUUAAUUUAAUUAUUGAUCUGAGGGAUUACUUACCUGAAUGGGUGACAUUUGGGUUCUCAGCUGCCACAGGAAAACAUUUUGAGAAAAACACUGUAAAAUCAUGGGAAUUCAGUUCAAGUUUGGGAAUUGAUGAGACCAAUAAAAAUGUCACAGAUCCAGUCAAACCGGGUUCGAAUAAAAUCUCCCUUGGAGCUGUGGUGGGAUUGGUUGUCGGCUCGGGUGUUUUGGUUGGUGGGUUUGUUUUGGUUGGAUUUGGCUUGUGGAAGAGAAGUAGAGCAAAAGAAGAGGAUGAGUUCGAAGUUGAGAUGUCCAUGGAAAACGAAUUCGAGUCCGGUGCUGGGCCGAAAAAAUUUUCCUACGGUCAAUUAUCUCAAGCGACAAAUAACUUUGAGGAGAAACAGAAGCUUGGAGAGGGAGGGUUCGGCGGAGUUUAUAGAGGUUUCUUAGGGGAAUUGAAUUCUUAUAUUGCUGUCAAGAAGAUAUCGAAGGGGUCGAAACAAGGGAUAAAGGAGUACGCAACAGAAGUGAAGAUCAUUAGCCGGUUGAGGCACAAGAAUUUGGUGCAACUCAUCGGUUGGUGCCACGAAAAGAAAGAACUACUCCUUGUUUACGAGUUCAUGGAAAAUGGCAGCUUAGAUUUCCAUCUCUUCGAAGGGAAAAGCUUGUUGACUUGGGCAACAAGGUAUAAAAUCGCUCAAGGUUUGGCCUCUGCAUUGCUCUAUCUACACGAAGAAUGGGAGCAAUGUGUAGUGCAUAGGGACGUAAAAUCAGGCAAUGUAAUGUUGGACUCCAAUUUCAAUGCCAAGUUGGGAGAUUUCGGUUUAGCUAGAUUUGUCGAUCAUGAGAAAGAGCCUCAAACAACUACUUUGGCGGGGACCAGGGGGUAUUUGGCACCGGAAUGUGUGGUAACAGGUAAAGCUAAUAAAGAAUCAGAUGUCUACAGCUUUGGAGUCGUGGCAUUGGAGAUAGCUUGCGGGAGAAAACCCAUUGUUACGAAGGUGCCAGAAUGUCAAAUGGUAAUGGUGGAAUGGGUUUGGGACCUCUAUGGAAUGGGAAGGUUGCUUGAAGCAGUAGACCCCAAACUUGGACCGGAUUUUGGUGAGCGAGAAAUGGAACGAUUGAUGAUUGUUGGUCUUUGGUGUGCUCAUCCGGAUCACAAUUUUCGGCCUAAAAUUAGACAGGCGAUUCAUGUGCUUAAUUUUGAAGCUCCUCCGCCCAUCCUCCCGCAAAAACAGCCCACGCUAUCGUUUUUUCCUCCGCCAUUGAACACUACCACCACCAGUUCGGACACCAGCAAAAACCAAUAUUCUUGCAAUGCUUACAACACAGAUUCUUCCAAGUUCACCUCAUCUUCUACUGCUCCAUCUCCAUCAAUGUCACUUUUACAUACAAUGUAA
This is a messenger RNA of Rhododendron vialii, 2146 nucleotides long. RefSeq names its product L-type lectin-domain containing receptor kinase IX.1-like. The transcript has a single exon. Gene Ontology annotation, cellular component: plasma membrane. Bases 101 to 2146 code for a protein of 681 amino acids. Gene Ontology annotation, biological process: protein phosphorylation. Gene Ontology annotation, molecular function: protein kinase activity; ATP binding; carbohydrate binding. Lineage: Eukaryota; Viridiplantae; Streptophyta; Magnoliopsida; Ericales; Ericaceae. The record is from RefSeq and is a predicted model, not a curated record.